AUGGCAAGGCUCCACGGAGGUCCUAUCAACGAUACAGGCAUCGCGCGAUCCCCCGGCCACGAGCGAACUCACAAUUAUCGGUCAAAGCUUCCCCCGAACGCACCGGAAGUCCUCGUCCAGAACACCAUAGAUGUAUCUGAUCCGUCAAAAGUACUAGCGCGGUAUCGCGAUGAUCGAAGACGGAAUUUCAACGGCUUAGUGCGCAGAUACAAAGCUCAACUACUCCACGGCUGCAACGACCCCGGAUGCCAAACCUCUACAUGCGCCAGUCAUCGCCGAAGAGUCAGUGAAGGCCCCUAUCGUAGAUACACGGAAUUAAGCGCAAGGACUCUGGCCUGUUAUCUCGCCAGCUUGGACAAUGCGGAGACCGGUUUAUGUCUGAAUGCGCCCAAGGCAGCGCCCCAGUUGACUGCGGAAGACUACCAUCGGAUUUCUCUCAGGCGAACUCGUACACUCGAAGCGCAAACGGCAGCGGCUAGGAGGGCAUUACAAUCAAAGCACAAAGCCCAAGGACUGUCCGGUGACGGAUCCAAUCGUGUGCAGACCGAAACGAACACGUCAAACGCGAAAGAAAGGAGCUCCCUUUCCAAAGUUCCUAUCGGCACUAGCUAUAUUCGAGACCUUGAUGAGGCCGCCGAGCAGCAAUUAAAAGACCCGAAGUCUUUCACACAGAAUCUCUUUGAUACAAUAUCCCUACGUAUGAUCGAAUGGCUUCCCCUACGUCGCGUGCCAGAUACCUCGGAACCGCAGCGCAAUCCGCUGCCGGUGGAAGUUGGAGAUGAGUCUACUGCUCAAGACCUUCAACCUCAUGACAACCGCCCACCGCGCAAGCAUUACGAAGCCCCAGAGGUUCCUACAGUUGAAGGCCAGCCCCGCUCUCAACCGCAUACCCCUUCAUCGCGCACAUCGGGGUCUCAGCCAUCUGCGGUUGAGCUGAACUCCCAGAACAAGCACGUUAAACGACUAUCAAUUUCUGACGCUGAUCACUGGCGUCAAAGUCCACCAUCGUUCCUUGAUGAUAAAAGAAAGCCAGAAUUCAACAAAAGGCUGCCUCCUACCGAAGAGUUUGCCAGCUUGACCUCACCUCCGGCAUUAAAACAUCGCCCCCAAAAACACCGUGGGAGAAAUGCGGACCCCGAUUUAACCCCGAAAGAGCGACGGAAGAGUCAACGACGUGUCUCCUGGGACAGCCAGAAGCUGCUUGAGGAAAUAUACCCUGUCAAGGGCUCGAUAAGCACGGGACUGCCGUCCCCUCCCUCUCUCGACGCUCCACUCCCAAGGCAACUUAACACAGAGCAGCCGUUUGUCGAGGACGCUCCAGACACCGUUUCCCUAGCCCAAACAGUCACCCACCUCACUCCUGAGAUCAUUGAUGGUCUCUCACAAGUUAUGAUCGGAUCUUCUGACGGUGCCGAGAGCUGGAAGGAAGAGCUCGAUCGUAUUCAAUCCGCUGGCAGCUUUGAACAGCCGGAUUGGAGUAUUGCAACUAUACGUCAGCGCGAAGCAUUCCCAUUCGUUGCUCAAAGUGCAUUUUACGUAUUCAGCAGCCCCAGUCAGAUACUACGCUCCUUUAGUCGUGAAUCAAGCGAUAAAAUUGGAGCCACCUUCAGCCGUCUCGAUGUUUCUUGUUUGCGCGAGUCACUGCAUCGCCUGUUCGCUAUUUGCCCGUGGGACAUUGCGCUUCAUAGCUUGUGGAGCGCUCUGGAUAGGCUUUUUAUUCCUCCACAAGGAUUCACCUCCACCGGCAGACCCUCCCGUCGAUCCUCUCGAAGUUCGACACUCACGAGCCAUGUGACCCCGCCGAUUAUUCCCCAGCGAACAUCCGAGUCUGCCAGUGACCACCCGCUGUCUGAUUCAGAAGUGGCCUACAUUGCUACUAUAGCGCUGUUCACUCUGAUCAGCUAUGUGCCUAACAUUGACUCGGAGACGUGGCGAACGGUGGUUCAGAUGCGGGCCGCCGGGUCUGUCGCUUCACUGUCGGACAUGCGCAAGCUAUCUCCGCAGAAUGCCCAGCAAGCCACCGAAGUGACGGACCGAUUUGAGCAUGAGUUAGGUCUUCGCCUCAUCAACCGACUCGUACAGGCUCUCACUGCACGACUGGCAUACCAUGAAAUUUCCAAGGCGUGCCAUGUGUACAGCCCCGAUCUACCAAAGCAAAACAGUCUCAACGUACUAGACCGCGUUGUGGACUAUCUAAGUGAGCAUCACGUCUCUCUUGAUUCUCGCGAUGAGUCCGCCAGGUCAAUCAACACAGCCUCUCUCAUUGUUGAGUGGCUUCGGACCCUUUUCUUGCGUGAAUGGAAUGGCGACCCGGAAAUAGCUCGCAGCAGUCCAGCCGCUGGCGCCGUCCAAAUUCUAGCGUCACUGUACAAGGAACGAAGCCGGUUGGGUAUUUCACCGGAAGACUUUCAUACUCCUCUUCUCUCAUUUCGGCUGGACCCUAUGGAUAUGCCUGUCGCCUGGGCUGGAGCCUUACCGAACAACCGAACAAUACAUCUGCUAUCAUACCCCUUCCUCUUCCCUCCAUCCGCUCUCGUCGCCUACUUCCGCGCUCUGAACCAUUCUGCUAUGGCCAAAUAUUUUGACGCUGCCUCGACCACCGCCCGACAUGUCAACCAGACUGCCAUUGGCCAUAUUCCGAUCUUCGAUGGCCCUCGGCUCCUUAGUCGAAUGAGCACAUCCAUGAGAACUUAUCUUGUUAUCGUCGUCCGUAGAGACAAUAUCCUCGAGGAUGCUUUGAGCCAAUUAUGGCGACGUGAGAAAAGAGAAUUGAUGCGCCCGUUAAAGGUCCAGAUGGGCAUGGACGAAGGCGAAGAAGGGAUUGAUCAUGGGGGUGUUCAACAGGAAUUCUUUCGCAUACUCAUGGGUCAAGCUUUGGAUCCCUCGUAUGGUAUGUUCACGGUUGAUCAGCGACAUCGCAUGUCCUGGUUUAGACCUUGCUCGUUGGAACCUCUUUACAAGUUCGAACUUAUUGGUCUGCUGAUGUCUAUCGCGAUCUACAACGGUGUGACACUACCCGUGAGCUUUCCUAUUGCUUUCUACCGCAAGCUACUGGGGCUGAAGGUGAAGCAUUUGAAACAUAUUCGAGAUGGGUGGCCGGAGCUUAGCCAAGGUCUUGACUCACUUUUGACAUGGACCGAUGGUGAUGUUGGUGAUAUAUUCACCCGAACCUAUGAAUUCAGCUUUGAGUCAUAUGGCUUUGUUGAGACAGUCGAUAUGCAAAAGGUUGGUCGUAAUACGGCAUGGCCUCGUUCUGGCAAGGUCGCUACUCCGCCUCCUAUGGCUGGGUCCAGUGCCUGGAUGGAUGUGCCAAGCUACUGCAAUCCUGUGACAGGCCAAGAGGCUGAGACCAGCGACAUCGCAAUUCCCGAUUCCACUCUCUACAAGGCCGCGGAGUCUAAAGUUAUGCCACCCCAGUCCCUUCCUUCCCCUAACAAAGAAGCCACCACGACCCAUCAACCGACACCAACCGAAGAAGCUGCUCUUGUGACCAACCAAAAUCGGAACCAAUUUGUCAAAGACUACAUCUUCUGGCUCACCGACAAAUCCAUCCGACCGCAGUUUGAAGCCUUCCAGAGGGGAUUCAAUGCUUGCCUGGACCGGUCGGCCCUCUCUAUCUUCUCGCCGGAGGCACUCAAAACUGUGGUGGAGGGUAUUCAGUCCAUUGACAUGAAGGAGCUCGAAAUUUAUGCUCAGUAUGAGGGUGGAUAUAGUCCUCGUCACCGUCUCAUCAGAGACUUCUGGAGUAUUGUCCAAGAAUAUCCCGAGGAGAAAAAAGCCCAGUUACUCAAGUUCGUCACUUCUAGUGACCGAGUUCCUGUUAACGGGGUCUCGAGUAUCAUGUUUUUCAUACAGAAGAACGGCGUUGGAGAUUUGCGUCUUCCUACUAGCCUGACGUGCUUCGGACGUUUGCUUCUGCCCGAGUACUCGUCAAAGGAGGUUCUGGCAGAGAAGCUCGACAAAGCUCUCGAAAAUGCCGAAGGAUUCGGCUUCGGAUAG
Molecule: messenger RNA, 3999 nt
Organism: Penicillium bovifimosum
Lineage: Eukaryota; Fungi; Ascomycota; Eurotiomycetes; Eurotiales; Aspergillaceae
Product: HECT domain protein
Exons: 3
Coding region: 1-3999 (1332 amino acids)
Biological process (GO): protein polyubiquitination
Molecular function (GO): ubiquitin protein ligase activity
Source: RefSeq, a predicted model, not a curated record